Meloidogyne enterolobii is the source of this 4060-nucleotide messenger RNA. The record is from the annotation of a GenBank genome assembly. NCBI's taxonomy places the organism in Eukaryota, Metazoa, Nematoda, Chromadorea, Rhabditida, Meloidogynidae.
AGGAAAUAAAUUUGUGUAUUUACAACAAAAAUUAGGAAUGAAAAGUUUAUUUUUAUUAUUCUUCAUUAUUAGCAUUUUGAUUGAAUUUCCAAUUGUUAGGACAAGCUUUCAAUCGAGACGUCCAUCACUUUAUUUACCUUCUAAACAAUGUGAUAAACCAUGUUUUAAUGGUGGAACUUGUUCUGAUGGUGCGUGCCAUUGCCCGUCGGGGUGGAAUGGACCACAAUGUGAAAAUUGUCAUGGAAGGAUUUUAAAAAAACUUUCUUCACAUCACCGUAACGGCUCAAUUAGUGAUGGACCAAAUAGUUAUAGCGCUUCUGCUGGAUGUAUAUGGGUAUUUGAAAAUUCCGACAAAAAUCUAAAUGGAAGCACUUCUUCAUUAUUAUUUAAAUUAGAUGAUUUCUUUACUGAAUGUUGUUGGGAUAUGCUUUAUAUUUAUGAUGGUGAUGGGGUUUAUGGUGAUUUGCUUGGAGUGUUUAGUGGAAAUUUGCAAGGCCGUGAAGUACUUGCUAAAAGUGGACAAGCUAUAGUUUAUUUUGCUAGUGAUUUAGCUUUUAACCUGCCUGGUUUUAAUAUAAGUUAUUAUUUGAAUGAUGAAAGUGAAAAAGAAAAUAAUAAUUGUUUAUUGAAUUGUAGCGGGAAUGGGCGUUGUAAUGAAAAUGGGAUUUGCAUAUGUAAUGAAGGGUUUAGUGGGGAAGCUUGUGAACAUCAACGUUGUUUGUCAAAUAUGGAUGGACAGAUUGGGCCUUGUAAAAACAAAGCAUUCUGUAAACGAAGCAAAUGUGAGUGCACAAAGCACACCCAUGGUGAUCAUUGCCAAGAACUUUUAUUAAAUCCAACUUGGGAUAUUGUUGUGCCUACAACAACAAAUAUUUCAACAACAAUUUUUUCUCCACGUGCUUCUCAUAAAUCUGUUUUGAUUGGAGACGAUUUGUGGAUUUAUGGAGGAUUAACUUUAAAUCCAACUGAUUAUUCUCUAGCUGAUUUUAUUAUUUAUAAUGUUAAGAAGCGUUCUUUUCAUUCAAUUCCUCAAAAGGAUGAAAAUGGAAAUAAAAAGCCUUUACAGAGAUAUGAUCAUUCUAUUGUACAUUAUCAGAAUAAACUAUACAUAUUUGGUGGAGUAAUUAAUCAACGAACAGUUACUAAUGAAUUUUGGGAAUAUAAUCCAAAAAAUGGAAAAUGGACAGAUUUGUCUUCUCAUGAUGAUUCAGUUCAGGCUUUUCCUCUUCCUGUUGCUGGUCAUACAGCUCAUGUAGUUGGCACAGAAAUGCAUGUUUUAUUUGGAUAUAACCCUUAUGAAGGGUAUUUGUAUAUUCCGCAAAUUUAUUCUUUUGAAACCAAAAAAUGGCGUCGAGGCGAAAUAGAUUCUGCAAUUUUGGGUCGUUUUGGACAUUCUUCUGUUCUUUUUACUGAUCCAAAUAUUGGAGAAAUGAUUCUCGUCUAUGGUGGUUACAACGCUCCUUUAAGUAGUUAUACAUAUGCAAUAACAGAUGAAUUGAUUCUUUAUAAUCCAACAAAACAAAUUUGGACACAUUUGGGCAAUUAUGGUGUCCCUCUUUUUCGACAUUCUGCUGUACUUAUGGAUGAUGGUGUAAUGUUGUUAGUUGGAGGAAAUAGCCAUAAUGAGUCUUCUACUACACGAAAAAAUGAUUGUUUUUCUGGACAAGUUCAUGCUUUCGAUACUGUUUGUAAGCGCUGGCUUAAAAUCUACACAAAUGAAUUUACACAAAUCUCUCGUUAUGGACAUGACGCAUUUUUGUAUAAUUCUAAUAUGUUUGUGAUUGGUGGUUUCAAUGGGGAAAUGCAUAAUGAUGUUAUUAAGUUUACUCCAGCAAAUUGUGACAGUCAAGCACGUGAUGAGGAAGAUUGUGAAAGGCUAGCAAAUGGUGUUAGGUGUAUUUUCUUCAAUAAAACGUGCUCUAAAACACUUCCAACCACGUCUUUGCGCCAUUCUUUUCUUCAAUCAAUUUUAAAAGGUGACUCAAUGUUAAAUAGUGUAAACGACGCUGUUCAACAACAAAAAUAUUGUCCAACUCAUAUGGAUAAAGAUUCUUCAACUUUGGAUUUAAGACAACAAUGUUCACAGAUAAUAGAUUGCUCCAGCUGUUUGUCAGAAAAAGGAUGUGGUUGGUGUGAGAGUAGUCAGUCAUGCCUCGGUUCUUUCACAAAUUGUGUUGAUGGUGGACUUUUAACUGAUCACGCUCUUUGCCCUCAAAGUAUUAAGCAACGAAGGAAGGAGAUUACAAAACAAUUGCGCCCUUGUAAUUUGGCUACUAAUUGUUUUGCUUGUUAUAGAUUAAAUCAUUGUAUUUGGUUUGCAAUAGAUGGAAAGCAGAUUUGCGUGUCUUUGGCUGACCAAGCUUUAUUACUUGAAGAACAAACUCGAAUUCAAAUGGAAAAGGCAACAACUUCAAAUACACAACAACAGCAACAACCAUCUACUUCAAUUACAACAAUAUCACAACCUUCAUUACUUUCUUCACAAUCUCUUAGCAGAACAGCAACUCAGGAUGUUAUAGUUAUGCCACAACAACUAAAACAUUCAACUUCUGCUCUAAUAGAAGGACAAAAUCAAAGAAAUGGUACUUGCUCUGUUCCUUGCUUUUUGAAAAAUAGUUGUCAGAGUUGUAUUGAAGCACAAUGCAUGUGGUGUCCAAGUAAUCACCGCUGUGUUUCAAUGGAUACUUACAUGAUAAGCUUUCCUUAUGGGCAAUGUCAAAGUUGGAUGACUGCAGCUAAUACAAACUAUGCAUGUCAAAAUAAUCCUUUCGCGUGUAAACAACAAAAAACUUGUUCUGAUUGUCAAUCUAUCGGGCCAAGAUGUGGAUGGUGUGAUGAUGGCUCUGGAACUGGACUUGGAACAUGUAUUGAAGGUUCAGCAUCAGGUCCACGGUUCGGAGAAGGUUGCCCAAGUGAGAGAUGGUUCUUUACUGGAGAGCCAGAUUGCCAAUGUAAUGGGCAUAGCACUUGUACUGAAAAUUCAACUCAUAAACGUUUCCGUUGUACUCGUUGUAAAGAUAAAACUCGUGGUGAACACUGUGAACAAUGCGAAUCUGGGUAUUAUGGAGAUCCUAGGAAUGGGGGAGAGUGUAAAGAAUGUCAAUGUAAUGGACAGGCAACACUUUGCAAUCCGACUAAUGGAGAUUGUUUUUGCUCUACAAAAGGAGUUCUUGGCCCUCGCUGUGAUAAAUGUGAACCUAAAUAUAUUGGUGAUCCAAAAAAUGGUGGAACUUGUACAUAUGAACUUGCCAUUGAUUUUAUUUUUACUUUUAAAUUGGACAGUGAUGAUAUACGUGAUAAAUAUGUUAAUCAAAUUAAUUUCUUCAGUGUGCCAUUUAAGAGAGAUACAGAUGUCCAAUUUACAGUAACAUGUGAAGGAGAUUCUGGGGCAAAGGUUACAAUUAAUUUAACUUCACAAUCAUUAGAAGGAGGGAAUCAACCUUUUCAUGUAAAAUAUUUAAUGGCCGGACAGUUAUGUACAAGUACUGGAAUUAAAAGAACUUAUAGUUCUUCUGAUCCAAAUUUUUCAUAUGGAACUGAUGCCAACACAACAUUUAAUGUUAGAAUUAGUGAUUUUGUUACUCCUAUAAAGAUUCAAAUUUCAUUUGCUCAAUCAUUACCUAUUAAUUGGAUUCUUUUCUUUGUUAUUUUUGCUGCUUGUUUUAUUGUUCUUCUUGUUGUUGCCGGUUUAAUUUGGAUAAUAAAAAUGAGAAUAGAAUGGUACAGAAAUAUUAGAAGAAGACAUGAUGAAAUUGAAGAAAUGGCUUCACGUCCGUUUGCUUCUAUUCAAUUAGAUUUGGGUGGAGAUUCUAUGAAAUCGCAUGUGGAUCCGUGCGCGGUGGAGCCUUGUUCAAAUUAUCAAGCGGGUGUUUAUACAGUUAUUGUUAAAUUGCCAACUGGAGGCCAAACAUAUACACCUUUUGGAACCUCUGGAUUAGCAGUAGCGUCAGCAUUGUGUCAACUAACCUCAGCACAACUUGCACUUCUUCAACCACCAAAUACUGAAAAAAGGCCAAAAAGAAAAUCAAAUCUUAAACGUUUUAUGCCUUUCAUGUCGUGA